Messenger RNA from Penaeus chinensis, 3018 nucleotides. Its product is annotated as zwei Ig domain protein zig-8-like. The coding region runs from base 507 to 1424 and encodes 305 amino acids. Lineage: Eukaryota; Metazoa; Arthropoda; Malacostraca; Decapoda; Penaeidae. The record is from RefSeq and is a predicted model, not a curated record. Gene Ontology annotation, biological process: synapse organization. Gene Ontology annotation, cellular component: neuron projection membrane. The transcript has 8 exons.
ACGAGGGAGAUGUCACGCUCGUCCUGUUUGAGCCGUAUCUUGCUGGACGUCGGUGUGUGAUCUCAGCUGUGGGUGCCGGGUUCGAGUUGAUAUUAUCUUGCCAGUUCUUGAGGCACGUGACGCUUUCUUUCUCUACUUGUUUAUUAUUAUCAUUAUCACAACUUCCACUUUGUCGGGCCCUCCCAAGUUUAACUCAAACUCCUUAAUCAUAUAUACCAGGAGCCAAAUAGAAAAAAAAGAAUAGGGGAUUUGGAUUGUGAAAUAGUGGUCCCCGUGGCUAAGGGAGUGUUGCAGUGAUAAAAAGGAAAGGCAAAGAAGAUAAGAUAAAAUAAGAGAAAGAGAGAAAUGAUUUCCCAUGAACCUUUGCCCGGGAGCCUCAUAUCCGCGCCCCGUUAAGAGUUUGUUCAGAUCCAACGGCUGAGGCAGGAAGGCCAUGUAGUGUGCGUCCGAAGACAACCCGCUAGAAGAAAGUCUUGUCUUGAUUUCAGUUUAGUUUGAUUUUAAAGAUGAAUAUGAAAUCCCUAUUAGUGGUCCUUUUAGAUGCUUUCCUCGCUGCGACGGUCGUAGGAGACACAGCAGCGAAGGCAGACAAACCCUCCACUUGGACUCGCCCGGCUGCCAAAACCCCAAAUGAGAGCCCCAAGCUUAACACGGCCGGAACUUGGACCCCGGACCCAAGCCAACUACUCGGCGAAUACGAGGAGCCUCCACCUCCACGUGACACCAACGCAUACUUUAUGACUGACAACAACACUGUGGUCACCGUCCAGGUUGGCAUGACUGCUGAUCUCCGCUGCCAGGUGUUCGAUGUGGCUGAACACGAAACGGUAUCUUGGAUCAGACGGCGUGAUCACCACCUCAUCACCGUGGGAGCUGCGACCUACUCCAACGACGAGAGAUUCCAGGUCACCUUUUCGGAGAAUUCGCAAGACUGGACGCUGCAUGUAAGGUACGCCCAGCCUCGAGAUGCGGGCGUGUACGAAUGCCAGCUCUCCGCCCACCCACCAAUAGGCGUCUACACCACACUCAAUGUCAUCGAGGCUAAGGCGGAGAUCGAAGGGGAAUCAGAGAUCUACGUGCAGACUGGGAGCUCCGUGCAACUUACUUGCAAGUUGAAGGACUUUACUGAGCCCCCUACGUACGUGUUUUGGUUUCAUGCCGAACACAUGGUCAACUACGACUCGAACAAAAGGAUAGCCGUGUCCAACGGAGAUGGAGUGAGCGAGCUGAGGAUUUCAAAGGUCACAAAACACGAUAGUGGGAACUACACCUGCCAGCCUGCCAACGCUCGCCCUGCUUCAGUGUCCCUCCAUGUCAUCACGGGUGAGACUCCCGCCGCCAUGCAACGAGCCAGUGCAACAGAAAUCCAGUACCGCGUCAGUCUAGCCCUUAUAUCCACCUUGGUUGCCCUGAUCGCCUUGUAGGUCCAUCGGCAACCUGCAGCUGCUUUGAGGUCAUGGCAGCAGCCUUUGAUGUCGAGGUCAUCAUCAAGAUUUUGCAUGAAGACAAUAACUUUUUGUUGGAAGGAGACAAAAAGAGGAAGAAGGAAAUCAGUGUUAGAAUUGCCGCUGCGCUGAUUCACGAAGGCCGUUGUUAAUUCAUGACAAUCCAAGGUCUUUGAUGGAGUUCAGGUCUAUUUCCUCAUUGGAAUACAUAGUCACCACUUAAAGGAGGGUUCAGGUGUUGCUUUCGAGGAAAAUAGAAAGCUAUAUCUUCCAUGGCUGGAUGGCACUGUCAGGUGGGGCAAAUAGGAGUAUCUGGGUGGCUUUAGACGUCGAGACUUUCCAUGCCCAUAUCUGCCAAUGAUGGCACGUGUUUUCUGUUCUAAUAUCUAACGUGUAUAUCAAAAUACGUUAGAGAAGUUGUAUAUAUAUACAUACACACAUACAUACAAACAUAUUUUUAGUAGUUCGUAAAGAACAGCAUAAGGACUGUGGGUGUUAUGGGAGUCCAUAAUAGACAAAGAAUCCGGAAGCCUCCAUGCCUGUUGGAAUUAUUUACACUAGAGGGUACAAAAUAGUUUUGCCAUUCCAACCUCUGGCGUUAUGGAAGAGCGGUGGUAAUAUUCAUUAGCAAUGAAUACAUCCUUCGGUGCAUGAUAAUGUUAAUAUUCCAUGUGCUAAAGCCCAAAGAAUGAUUGGAUUGAAAAGAAGCGGCUCUUUUCACUGUAGAGUGUCUCAGAUCCGAAACCUACUGAAUAGAAGCCAAAAACAAUUGUCCAUCAUCUCUACAGCAGUGGUCCUUGCUCAGUGAAGCGAGACUAAGUGAAAAAUCUUUUUGUUUUUUGUAUAUGCUGAGCGGUGAUCAGAAAUUCUUUUGUGUACGCUGCUCCUACAAAAUCCGAAAAUAUGCCUGUAAUAUCCAUAUUAUAUAAUUUGUGUACAAGAGGGUAGCUUGUAUAUAAUCGCCUCUUGUCAAGCCAAACAAUCCAGAGUUAUGACUCGAGAUCAAACAAGAUAUAGUUAUAUAAUGUCAAUGUACAGUUUUAUUUUUCUUUUAGUUCCCGAUUUAUGUAUGUCAGCCAUAAACAGUGAAUCUCGUAGGACUGUCUACUUUGUAUAAAACACCAACCCAACUUUUCAUCUUCCCAGAGGGAAUGAAAACCCUAGAAGAGUUCUUGCUAUUAUUUCUUACUAGUCUCUAGGUGACGGAAUACUAGCCAGAAUCCUCUUUGCUGGGGUCGCCAGAGGACAAAACAUUCCAAAUACAACACGUUAGUCGCUCUACCCCGAUUAAGGAGUAGACAGGUGUUUUGAUAUUAGUCACUGUAAUGUUAACGUUGGUGUACAGAGGGCGUUGUGGUGUCCCUUUUCCACCUGCAGAGGAACAGAUAGGAAAUACAGGGGAGAGGUGGCUUGGAACUUGCAUGUCUCGAUGAUUUUUCAAGUAAUGAAUCCGAGGCCUGUCAGCAAAUCUCAGUUAAUUAGGCAAUAAAUAAGGAAAUGGGAAACAAUGCUAAAAAAAAAUAUAUAUACAUCAUGCAAAAUUGCAACAGAAAAAAAUAGAUUGGCCUAAAUA